Phyllopteryx taeniolatus (common seadragon) is the source of this 4133-nucleotide messenger RNA. Its product is annotated as double-stranded RNA-specific editase B2-like. The record is from RefSeq and is a predicted model, not a curated record. The coding region runs from base 108 to 2135 and encodes 675 amino acids. Lineage: Eukaryota; Metazoa; Chordata; Actinopteri; Syngnathiformes; Syngnathidae. Gene Ontology annotation, biological process: adenosine to inosine editing; RNA processing. Gene Ontology annotation, molecular function: tRNA-specific adenosine deaminase activity; double-stranded RNA adenosine deaminase activity; double-stranded RNA binding. The transcript has 10 exons. Gene Ontology annotation, cellular component: cytoplasm; nucleolus.
UGUGUGUGUGUGUGCAAUGUCGCCCCACAGCUGCUUCCUCUCACUCUGCAAACACCCCACACAAACGUGCAAUUACUAUUAUUCAUAUUCACAAUAUUACACGCGUUAUGGACGUGUGUGAAGUUACAGACGUGAGGAAGAAAAGAAAGAGGAAGAGGAGGAGUAGAGUCACAGGGUCGAGGAGCAUGGGGGUGAAGAAGCUGGAGGACCAAGUGCACCACCUCGCCGUAAGGAAGCCAUCAAGCAGAGGCACAUCACCAUUCCCCAAAAGGCAAGGACUCAGAGUCUCCGAGAGGAAGUGCCCACAAAUGGGCCGCCUGACGUGGAAGAGAGCACCCUGUUUGCUUACUCGGAAGAAGAACUCAGUGGUGCGGCUGAAUGAGCUGCAACCCGGUCUUCGCUACGACACGGUGUCGCAGACCGGCCCACCACACGCCCCCGUGUUCGCGGUGGCCGUGGAUGUGAACGACCUCCGCUUCGAGGGCAGUGGACCCACGAAAAAACAGGCCAAGAUGAGGGCGGCCGAGCUGGCACUCAAGUCCUUCGUCCAGUUCCCCGAACCAGGCUUGGAGGGUAUCAGGAGCACCGAGACCGAUUUCACAAAUGAUCGACUGGAUCAGUCAGAAAUGUUCUGCGCGGAGGGCACAGGUGGCAAAAUGAGUGAAAACUGGACCUGCGUCUUGGAGAAGGAGGUCUUGUCCUGCAGCCGCCGUCCAUCCAAUACAGGGGGAGCGGUCGGUACCUGGCUUUUGAGGCGGCUUGGUCCAGUGGGGUUGCUCGGUGAACUGCGACCAGGCCUGCGCUACUUUUGCCUGACAGAGCGACUUCAUGGCCGGCCAGAUAGGAGUUUCAUCGCGGCAGUCCGGGUAGAGGGGCGGAUGUUCGAAGGCUGCGGUCGCAGUAAAAGAGAUGCUAAGGCCCGGGCGGCGGCCGCCGCUCUGUGCUCGCUCUACGACAUCGGUGUGGGCCCCGAGAGGAACGUGAUGGGCCUCCAGGGGGACAAACAGCAACUACCUCAGUUUUUUGCAGAGUCCAUCUUCCAGCUGGUGAGACAAAAAUACGAGCAGCUAAUGGACCAAAGGCUCGCUACACACAACAUGGCCGCUUUCAUCAUGACGACAGGAUUUGAGGCGAACUCAGCCGAGGUGGUUUCCAUGGCAACGGGGACCAAGUGUUUGGACUGGGAUGCCAGUUGUCACGACGACAGGGUGCUGCGCGACUGUCAUGCCGAGGUUGUGUGCAGGAGGGCAUUGUUGCGCUUCUUAUACGCUCAGCUGGAGAUGCUCCUUAUAUGUCCUCCAGAUGAGACUGAUGCAGGCCCGGUGUCCAUUUUUGAACCAGCGACUGGUCGCCGCGGGGUCUUCAGGCUGCGAGACCACGUUGGAUUCCACAUGUUUGUCACCUCGUCACCGUGUGGAGAUGCCAGACUCAACUGCCCGUAUGAAAACUACGCCUCACCCUCCAUGACUAUGUCCGCGUUGCGCUGUGGCCUGAGGACGAAGGUGGGCGGCGGACAGGGAACUUUGCCCGUCACAGCUCGGCCAGCCAAUCAGAAGACGGCAGGAGUGUCGCCGGGUAAACCUCGAGUCAGCAUGUCCUGCACAGACAAAAUAGCAAAGUGGUGCGCAGUGGGCCUGCAAGGGGCGCUGUUGUCUCACCUGGUGGAGCCUGUGUACCUUCACAGCUUGACGGUGGGAACGUUGAGCCACACGGGCCACCUGCAACGCGUCCUGACUCGCCGACUCGCCCCAAAUAAACGCUGCGCCGCACCCUAUCGACGAAAACCGCCGCUACUCGCAUGUCUAAACAUGGGGCAGCGUCACGCAUGUGGGACUUCAUCUCGUGUCAGCAUAAACUGGAGCAGCGGUGACGGCGACACAGAGGAGCUCAGCACCUCGUCAGGGUUGUGCAACCUCUGUGGGACACCGUCCAGACUCAGCGGGCGUCGUUUUUUCACCCACUGGCAACGUCUGCGCAGGCGGUUGAACAAUUGGACGCCAGAGGACAUGCUGAGGACGCACAUCGCCUGGAAGCGGGCGGCCGGUCCGUACCAGAAGGCCGUGCAGCAGUUCGGCGAUGCCGUGCGGGACGCGGGGCUCGGGGUGUGGAGCAGGAAACUUACGCAAAGCGCUUAGAGCAACGACGUGUAAUAUGAACAUCGUUAUGAAAACAAGUACAAGUCGGACUCGCAGCUGUGAUGUUCUGGGUUCAAAUCUGGGCACCAGCCUUCCUGUGUGGAGUUUAUUUACAUGAUCUCUUUGGACUUGCCUGUUUUUUUUCUCCCACAUUCCAAAUACAUGUUAGCGUCAUGAAAGACCUGUUUAAAAAAAUAUUUUGGGGGCGCAGUGUCCAUUUGAUGUGACUGAACUUGUGUCCAAUAGAUUUGUACUUUUGGUUUUAUUACCCUAUAUUAUUACCGAGUACUACUAUUUGAAAAGUGUGACUGUAUGUAAACUUGGUAAAUGGUUUGUCAUGAGGAGCUGGUGACUUCAAGAGGAAAAGAUCAUGUACUAGAUCAUUUAUGGCUCUUUAUUUGUAAAAGGUGCAUUGCUGAAAUGUAGAAAUGUGAUGUUAAUAAUACUGUACAUUUUUUUACCUUUGUAAUUAACAACCAAAGCAAGUUAUAAUUGUGCAAAAUAAAUUGUAUAAAAUACUUAACCAUACAUAUGGUAUGUAAAUAAUAUACAAUGACCCCCGGGCACAGGGCGAGUGUAAUGAUGUGUGUGCUACUAGCGCAGGCAGAACAUGUUUCGAUCUGCCAUUACACAAGUUUUUGUCUUCAACACAACAAAGUCAACAACAAAGCUGUGAUUUAACUCCAUUGCAUUGUAACUCACUCGAAGUUGUGCAAUUUUCAUUGAUGCAUUUUCCUUUCAUGAUAAUGGUUUGGUAAAUUCAGCCGAGAUCAGGAGUGUUAUGAAUAUAUUGUUGAGCUAUUUUAUUUACUGUCCUGCAGAAGGUGCUUAAUCAAUGUGUCUAAACUUUACACUGUAAAAAACAAAAUCUAUAUAAUUACAAAGUAACUGAGGGCAGAGAAACAAUGCUAUGCCGUGGACGGAGAAUGUGAGGUGGACCGCAUUCUAACAAAAAUUUCUCAAUUGUGUUUCAUGGGAAACAAAAAGCAGUUCGAGAGAAUAAAACCACUAACAUGUACAGAGCUCCAAGCAUAACAUGGGAAAUUUUAGUUUGGCCACAAUAUAGCUGACAUGCACACAAAAGGGUAAUAAUAUAUGACCACCAAAUAGGUGUAAUUUGCGCACAAAAUACUAAUUGGUGGGUUUGUUAUCAUUCCGAUAAACAACUAAACAAAUAGUGCAAAUCUUUUCUUACUGCUUUAAUUAAUAGCCUGCAAUCCUCUGCUAAAGCAUUUCAAAUUCUUGUUCUAUGUGCCCCCUUUUUAACUUUGAACUUCCAAAGGUCUCUGCACGCCCCAUCCCCAACCCUAACCCUAACAAACUUCCACUUGCCAAUCAUGUUGCAGUGGGGCGUGUCCUGCCUCAAAACUUAUGUGGGAAUCCUAGGGUGCAUAUUGUAGUUUGAAUAUACAUAUUUUGUAGAGUGUCUGUUGUACUUGGGGCAGUAUUUAAUCCUAAAAUGACUUAACACUGGCUCAAGGUUACUGUACACCUAACCAACCUCAAAUUUCUAAGGAUCGUGUAGUAAUUAGGCUGUCAUUUUGUGAAAUGCGUUUGGUCACAUAAAUAAAAUAAAAUAAAAAAAAUGUUCUGUUGGGUCAGAGUUGGGGUGGCGCAGGACACGAUCGUCUUUGCAUGUGCAAAGUUGUUAUAUUUGACUUUCAUGCAUUCCCACUUAAUAUAUAAAGCAUAAUGUGGACAUUUGUGGUAAUAGUAAUAAUUUAAUGACUUUAUUAUUUAAUUAUAUAUAUAUAUAAAUUUUGGAUUACAAGUGCUUUGUGUUGGUGUGUGUCCAGCAGGGGGAGACGGAAAAGAAAAUGACGUGUCAGUCAAUUUAAGUUUUUAUUUUGCUUGACGUGUAACAUAGUGACAUCGUUACAAUGAUAACACAACUGCACUAAAUGCCAACAUUUUUCCCACUUUAACUUGUUAUGCUCAGUUUCACAUAUAACCAGGGAAGAGAGCGUUUCUCCUUUUUUUUUUUUUUUUUAAGUAAAA